Molecule: messenger RNA, 351 nt
Organism: Drosophila teissieri
Lineage: Eukaryota; Metazoa; Arthropoda; Insecta; Diptera; Drosophilidae
Exons: 2
Coding region: 40-249 (69 amino acids)
Source: RefSeq, a predicted model, not a curated record
UUGUAUACACCUCAGUGGAUUCCCAAGCUCGGCGUCGGAAUGACGUCUCCCUUCGACGGAGUGGCCUGCUUCUGGCUGUCGCUGAUCUGGAUCCAACUGGCUCUCAUCAACGCAGGCCUGGAGUUCCUAAAGGAUUUCGUACCCCUUCACCUGGUGCGUCUGCGAGAGAUCGAGGACGAGGAGCGGCAAAUCGAGGGCGAGUGCACCCUGGGCGCCAUCAGCAUUCAUACAGAGGGAAAGACCUUCUAAACAGUCAGUGGAAACAGAGGGUUUGCGGAGGACAUAACAAUGCCCAGUUUUUUGAUAACAUAAUCAGCCUGAUCCUGACUCCUAACUCCAAAUGCCUCGAAG